UGACUUGUCAGCACUGAUAGCUAUUCAAAAUUUAAAAACACGCGGAGCACGUGUUGAUAUUAAACAGAAAGAAAUCAAUUGAAAAUAGCUAUAAAUAUUACAUAAAAAUGAAGAGCAACCUGGAUAAAAGCCUAAGCAAUGGCGAAACAAUUAAAACAAAGGUUAAAAAGGAACGCAAACGGCCCAAAUCGAUAAAAUCCGAGGAGGAUGUGGUCACAGAGAAACCGGCUAAGAUUCCGAAGGUAUCUAAGAAGGAGAAGCCAUCAGAGCCCGAGGAAAAGGAGAACACCCUGAUCAAUGGACAUAUAAAGGUGUCCCAAAUCAAUAAAGCCGUUUUCGUGGUCUUUAAAAAGAUCCAAGCCAGUCCACUGACCCAGAAGAUGAUUAAUUCCCUGGUGGUGCUGCUUCGCGAUGAUACGAAUGCGGAACAGCGAACUGCCACUAGUUGCUAUGUGCUCAAGCGCUUGAUUCGCUCUACGGGAGCAGAUGACCUGAAGGCAGUUGCCCUGGCCGCCAGUUAUAUACAUUGCAUCCUAAGCGCCGUGCCUAGCAUCGAUGCUCUGGAGGUUCUAGAGACCCUAAAACGUGAUCUGGCCGUUGGUAGCCAGCAGAGAGGCAAAGAGGACUCCUUGGCCGCAGUGGGUCAGUUGAUCACCGCCUUUUGCAUCUUGCAGACUCCGCAGUUCGCCGAGGCCAAGCCCAAACUAGUGGGUGCAGUAUUCGAGAUCCUGGUGGCCCAGCUUAAGGGCAGGGAGUACCUGGUGUCCUUGUGUGCGGAUAUUCUUGCAGACUCAUUCAAAAAGCUUUCCACUGCCAACUUCGAGGAGUACGUGUGGCCGCUCCUACAACCUCAACUAAACAAGCCGUUAAGUGGCUUAAAGCUUAACACAUGCGAUCUUUUGCUGGCGGUGCACCUGACCUAUCCGUCGAUCCUGGGACGAGAGCAGCUCCUUGCUAGUUUGUGGCCCAAGAAACCACUGUACGGACAGCUCUUCGAGCUCUACCACUCUGGCUCCACAAUUCACAGUGAUGGCGUGUACGCCAGAUUAGCAGCAUUCCUGGAAAAGGGCGGUAAAGAUUCACUCAUCGCCUGGCAGCAGUAUGUCGAUUCGAAGCAACCACUAAAACUAAAUGCUGCCAAGGCUGGUGUGAUUCAAGUACUGGGUCACUUACUCCUCAACUUUAAGGAAAAAGACGAACAGACCAUCUUGGAUAUUUUCAAACCGACAUGUGUGCAAUUCCUGUUGCAGGAAUUAUCGGCCGUAAAAGGGGACAACAGCGAGGCCAAAAAACCCUCCCAAAAGGAGCUGCGCGAGAUUUGCUUCAAGUUCGAGGGAUCCUUGGUUUUGAGUUUCGAGAAACAGUUGCAAAACGAGGAGAUCAAGUUGCAACUGCUGCUUAGAUUGCUGGAGCAGAGACUGCAGUUGGAUUCGGUCAUAAGCUUGCCACGUUUCAGCCAGCAGUUGAUCAAUCAAUUGAGCGUUGAGAGUCUCCAGAAGCUCUACGAUUACUAUAGCAAUCUGCUGGGCUCAUUGGCGGAUGAGGAUAGAGUGAGCAGGGUGCACUGCCUCAACCAGAUGCAGUUGAUCUUGCAGCACCCUAAACUCGACAAGGAGGGCAAAUGGCGUCAAAAGCAGUUGCGCCACUUCCUGCUCGCUGCCGUGUUCCAUUUGGAUGUCGACAAGAAGCCAUGUGAAACCACCAACGCAAGCGCUUUUAGUCGUCAGUGCUCGGAACGUUGUGAGGAGAUCUUUUUCGGUUCAUUGCUGCACAAGUGCUCGGGUCUGCCAGCUCUGUGCAAGUUGCUCCAGAAAACCUUAAGUUAUCUUAAAAAAGAGUUGUUUAAACCGGAUGUGGAAAGCAAAAUACGUUCACCAAUGAAUGAGGGUUUGCGAAAGGCCUGGAAACAGGUGGAGGAGCUGCUGACUAAGCCCAGUGAGGAAUCAGACGUCGUCGGCCAAACUUUUGAGGCUCUUAUUUUGUUUGUUUCUUUGGCGUUGUGCACAAGGAGUCCUUUAUCCGUUACCGUGUUGGAGGAUCUGAUCAUCUGCCGGAAGAAUGCUCUGCAGAAGGGCAAGAAAAAAGCUAACGAGGACCUUAAAUGGCAAGAUGUGCUUACAGAUGCCCUGCUACAGUUGCUCUUGCAAACGGGCCACUUCUGGCGUGAGUUUGUCAACCUAGUGGCCACGGCAUUGAUUCCCCAUCUGGAGGCGUCUAACCUUGAGCAGAUUCUCGAGGUGCUUAACAUGAACAGAAAUCCCUUGAGCAAAAAAGACGAGGGCGAAGAGGAUAGCGAUGAGGAAAUGGAGGAGGAGCAGCAACCGGAAGAUUCCAGUGAAGAUUCAGAGGGCGAUGAUGAUGAUGAUGAGGAGGAGGAUGAUGAAGAUGAGGAGGGCGAUGAGGAGUCCCAUUUGGCCCAGAUUCGCGAGAGCGUUCGUCAGGCAUUAGUCAACGACGGCGAUGCCGAUGAUGAUGGUGCCAGCAGCGUGGAUUGGAACGAUGUAGACGAGGAACAGGGUCAACGCUUAAAUGCUGCUCUGGAGCAAUCUUUCCAGUUGUUCCGACCAAAGUCGCGCAAAGCUCAGGCCAAGGAACGGCCCACCAAAUCGGAACGCAUUGAUAACACUAGUCUUCUACAUUUCCGCAUUCGCGCCCUAGAUUUGCUGGAGCUGUUUGCCACCAAGAAACCAAUCCAACCGGUGAUCCUGGACGUGCUGCACUGCGUCUUUCAGGUGUUCCGUCAUUGCAGCGGCGAUACCAAACUGCAAUCCUUGCGCGAAGCCAGUUUAAAGUUGCUCAAGAAGCUGCUCGCCAAGAAUAUUGAAUUUGAGCCGAAGCAAGACAAGGCACCAAUUUUGGAGGCCAUUGAGCAGCUGAUGUCCACUGCGGAUGAGCAGUCGGAAGAGGAUCAAGAGGGUAGCAAGCAACCUAGCAACCGACAGGCCAAGGCAGAGGUCACGAUUUGGCGGGAUAAGUGCUUUGCCUAUCUGGUCAGCCAGGGAUCAGCAGAUAAGGAGCCCAAAGACAGUGCAGUUUGGCCUCUGCUUGUCGAGUUCCUGCAGAUGUGGGUGGCCAAUCGGCGUAGUCGCUUGUCGCUGGCCAGUUUUGAGGCACUUUUCCAGUCUGGUCAAUGGCAGGGAGUUGCUCCACUGGCCGUUGUUUUGGCCUCCCAUUUGGAUGCGAAGAAAACACGCAGCUUUCGGCGGGCACAGAUCUUAAAGCUUCUAAGUGAACAAUUCCGACGACUCGAAACUGCUCUUAAGGAUAACAGCUCGGCCUCCAAGGAAUUCGAAAAGCAACUGGCCAGAUAUGUGGAGCAACUAGAGGCUGAAAGUAACAGUCCGAAAGAGCUGAAACUGCUGCAGAAGAUUCUGGCCCAGGGUGGCCCUAAGCGGCAGAAGUUGCUGGAAAAGGUGCAAGUUCUAGGCCAGAAGCCUCAGCCCAAGAAAACGGCAGCGAAGGAGGAGGAACAGGUGACCGAGGAAGUUAAGGAAGUUGAAGACGUGCAGCAGGCAGCAGAGCAAAAGCAAGAGAAGACGAAAAAGAAGGACAAGUCCAAUAAGGCCAACAAAAAGCAUAAGAAAAAUGAAUAAAUUCACUCUAGAAAUUACCCUGCUAAAUAUUAGAGUAACAUUAAGUUUUUUGUUCUUAGGAAAUAUCUAAUGUCAAAUACUAAAUUAGUAUUGAAGCCAACCAAUAAUAAUAACGCAAAUUUUUAAACAAGCCAGCCCAA
This is a messenger RNA of Drosophila rhopaloa, 3733 nucleotides long. It is a transcript of the gene Mybbp1A, whose product is annotated as myb-binding protein 1A. Gene Ontology annotation, molecular function: sequence-specific DNA binding; transcription factor binding; RNA binding. Gene Ontology annotation, biological process: regulation of DNA-templated transcription. The coding region runs from base 108 to 3593 and encodes 1161 amino acids. The record is from RefSeq and is a predicted model, not a curated record. NCBI's taxonomy places the organism in Eukaryota, Metazoa, Arthropoda, Insecta, Diptera, Drosophilidae. The transcript has 4 exons. Gene Ontology annotation, cellular component: nucleolus.